CGCGGCCUCCCCACAGCGGGUGGGACAGGAAGUCUGACAGCUUGAGUCUGCAGAGGGACCCCUAGUGUUUUCCCACUCCAGGUCCUGGCAUCGUUCCCCAGAAGCACAAACACACACACACAUACACACACAGAGCUCCCAUUGUUGCAGCCUUCCCCAGCCCACUGAUCCUAAUAUGGAAUGCGGCAGGAAACCCAUGAUUUCCUGACACUCUGCGAGCUGGAGGAAGCAAGGGGGAAACUCCAUUAAAAAGCCCAGCUUUCCUCCAUGUUAGAUAUGCAGUGGGAAAUGGGGAAGAUUUAGUAAAAUUCCCCUGUGUCUCAAGCCAGGCUGGGAAUGGGGAGAGUAGCAUGAAGCCCUCAGGCUCCUGAAAUUUCUAAUCUGCCUGGACUGCUCCAGAAUUCUGCGGAAAUGAGGAUUUCCUAGCUGAAAGUAAUAGGGAACUGGGACAGACCCUUCUCACCAUGUCCCCGAGUGUGCACGUCCUUUCUCUGCCAGGAUGGUAAGCGACGGAGCCUACACCGGCCUGGGACUCGCCUAUGUGAUCUAAGGUAGCCAGAGGAAGGCAGAGCGAGCUCCAGCCUGCGGCUCACUUCCCACCACUUCACGUGCUCUGGAAGCAGCAGCAGUUCCAGCAUCUGGAGCCGCAAGAAUGAACUGCAAAGAGGAAAAUGACAGCAGCUGCAGCUGCGGUGGUGGCCAAGACAACGAGAAGAAGAUGCUGAAGUGUGUGGUGGUUGGGGACGGUGCCGUGGGGAAGACCUGCCUGCUGAUGAGCUACGCCAAUGACGCCUUCCCUGAGGAGUACGUGCCCACCGUGUUUGACCACUACGCAGUUACUGUGACCGUGGGAGGCAAGCAGCACUUGCUUGGACUGUAUGACACUGCAGGACAGGAGGACUACAACCAGCUGCGGCCGCUCUCCUAUCCCAACACCGACGUGUUCCUGAUCUGCUUCUCCGUCGUAAACCCCGCCUCUUACCACAACGUCCAGGAAGAGUGGGUCCCGGAGCUGAAGGACUGCAUGCCUCACGUUCCCUAUGUCCUCAUAGGGACCCAGAUCGAUCUGCGCGAUGACCCCAAAACCUUGGCCCGUCUGCUGUAUAUGAAGGAGAAACCUCUCACUUACGAGCAUGGCGUGAAGCUUGCAAAAGCGAUCGGAGCACAGUGCUACUUGGAAUGCUCGGCCCUGACUCAGAAAGGCCUUAAAGCAGUUUUUGAUGAAGCAAUCCUCACCAUUUUCCACCCCAAGAAAAAGAAGAAACGGUGCUCUGCGCGGCAUAGCUGCUGCUCCGUUAUCUGAGGUUGCUCGAGCACCGCCCUCCACUCCGGCCCCGGGGGAGGGAGGUCGGCGGGCAGCCUCUGCACCCCAGCUCCAGCCAGAAAGGAGGACACCACACAGAGGAAGUCCUGCGCCUGCAUGAGCUCUCCGAGCAGCACCCUCGUCCGCCACCUGCCACGUCCCCUGCCAGCCAGAGCAGCCACCCUGCACACGCGCCUGCAACGCCGGGCCUGGAGUCCAGACAGGCCUGCUGCCGAGCAUGUUGGAGACAAAGUCGAAGGCCACCUCGCAUUUUGUAGCCCCCUUCCCACGAGUGUGGAACUGAUGGGAAUCAUCGCAGGAAAACCAAAAGAGAAAGUUGGUGCCUGUGUUGGUGGCCUUACUUGAUGUCUUAUAGAAAACCUAAGAACACGACACUAACCUUUUCUUUUCCUGAAACUGCUGUUUUCAUCCAUGUGUCUUACGUAGAUUUGUGUUACUUCAGGAAGCUCCAAUUGACUCAGGUUUUACAAAUCCUUACCAAAGUAGCCUAAAGACAAGAUGGUUCGUGUUCAUUUCCAUUCUGGGCAGGUUUCUACCAAAGUUAUUGGAACCAACAUAUACCUCUGAAUGCCUGAUUAUAAAACACAAGAAAACUUUUAAGCUUUCGGAAAUUUACAAAGCCAUCAUUUUUUAGCCUGGUUUUUAAAAAAACAAAAAGCACCAUCUGAAUUAUUGUAGGUCCACAUAUUUUGCCAAAGAUUCACCCUACAAAUGCUUAAAGUGUAGAUAGGCUGCUUUUUUUUCAUAUCAUAAUGCCAUGUCUAACUAAAAAGGAACUGUAUUUAAGAAAAUAGCAUUUCUGCUUUUUAUACAAACUGAUUGGGGGAAGCAAAUGGCAGAACUCAUCCUUUACAAGUAUUCUUCACCCAGCAAAGUAGAUCUCCUGCUCCUCCCUUCCCCCGGAAACCCUUUUCCUUCUUUGGACUUACACCUCCUCCCUCCCUGUUGCUCUUGUUCCUGCCCAUACAACAAUAGCCUGACCUGAAAGAAAGAUCUGGACGUUCAACAUGAAAAGCCAAAAGUUUCACAAUGCCCCCAAAUCAGCCACACUGCCUCAGUUUUUGUACUUGCUUCAACAGAAAGUGCUUCUCAGCUUGCCCUCUGUAAGCUCUCAUUCUAAAUGGAAUACCUUUUCCCAGUUACAAAUGGUGCUAAAUUAUUGCACCUCUCGCUUCCCUUCCUCACUCUCCCAAAUAUCUGUUUGGGAGCUACAUUGGUAGGUACCAAGUUUUGGGUCCAUUUCCAGAACAAUGCACAACAUACAGCAUGGCCUUGGCCCUAGGAAAGGAAAAGCUCCCGAUUAUUUGCCCUUUCUAUAUGAAAAUUCAUUUUAUUUUAUUGCAUGAGUGAAGUCUAUCUUUGCAGUAUGACAUUUGGGCAGGGGGGCUACCAGGAAUCAAACUCAGGACCUCCCACUUGCCAGGCAAGCGCUGCACCCCUGAGCUAUACCCUCGGCCCCAGGCAGUACAAAAUGAUGCCAAGUUGUUCCAGAUUCUAGCUCCCCCUAAUGAAGACACCAGCUUUCUAGUCCCAUCUGCUCCUGGAGGAGCCAUUUACAAAAAGAAUUGUAUGCUGUGGGUCUUUUCUCUUAAGACCUUCCGGAAUUACACUUCAGUCUUUGGGGUUCUAUCUGUGUAGAAUUUCUGAAAUGUGUUUUCCCUCCUCCCAUAUUCAAGUACUAGUUCUUUUCUCUCCCAUCUAAUUGCUAAACAUUUUUUUAAAGUACACACACACAUCUUAAAGGCAGCAGGAGUUUUGUGAAGCCAAAGUGUGACAUUUAGAAAAAUGAGGACUUUCUGCCUUUGUAAAUGGAAGUCAACCAUGUGUGAACUAUAACUCUGCAGAGGUUAUGAAUUCAUCCUCUACAAACAAUAAUGAGUAUUUAGCCCUGUAAUAAAGGAAGUGCUGUUAGCCAGUUUUGUCGCAUUAUUGCAUAGUUACAUCUUGCUAAAGAGCCACUCCUCACUUCUCAUUGAUGCGGAUGAAAAUGGAAAGCAUUGUGUUGACUUCACCAAGAAAAACGUUCCAGAUGUGUGUACUCAACCGGAAAAUAGCUCCUCACGUCAUCACCUCCCCCGUGGGCCACUGGGAUUAACUUGUUCAUGGUGGGAAGGUAACUCUCUCUCGCCUGGAACCGGAACCUGUGCAGAGACCGUUAGUGUCUGAACAGAGCAGACUCCAAGAGAUGUUAGGGGCUAAUUACAAAAUAAAGUCACAUAGAACAAAGCUA
Molecule: messenger RNA, 3554 nt
Organism: Chinchilla lanigera (long-tailed chinchilla)
Lineage: Eukaryota; Metazoa; Chordata; Mammalia; Rodentia; Chinchillidae
Gene: Rhoj
Product: ras homolog family member J
Exons: 5
Coding region: 653-1303 (216 amino acids)
Biological process (GO): small GTPase-mediated signal transduction
Molecular function (GO): GTPase activity; GTP binding
Source: RefSeq, a predicted model, not a curated record